Molecule: messenger RNA, 1973 nt
Organism: Drosophila montana
Lineage: Eukaryota; Metazoa; Arthropoda; Insecta; Diptera; Drosophilidae
Gene: mthl9
Product: methuselah-like 9
Exons: 8
Coding region: 202-1764 (520 amino acids)
Molecular function (GO): G protein-coupled receptor activity
Source: RefSeq, a predicted model, not a curated record
UUAGUCUGUUUUUUAUUCUUGGCCCGGCAUGGUGCGUUGACGUUUCUACCGCGGUUUGCCGGUUUCGUUAAGCGAGAAAGUCAACAGCAACAAAAUCAACGCAUCAAAAACAGUGUCAAUUCGCCUUAAAGAGCUUUCACUGUAGCAGCUCUUUGCAAACGCAGCGUAUUUAAUUGAGGAAUUAGCGUAAGAUCGAGCAAAAUGUGGGCGGCGCUCGUGUGGCUCACCAUCAUUGCCACAACAACAACAACAACAGCUGCAACAACAGCUGCAACAGCAACAACAACCCCCUCUGAAGGGGGGUUUCCCUGCGCCUAUGCAGACACGGUUAACAUAACGGACGGGCUGCGGCUGAAGGAUGGCUCGUACUCGUACGCGGGCGUCCUGGUGCCGCCGGAGCUGAUAACCGAAUAUAGCUUCAAGGUCAUAGACGGCGUGGAGUAUCGGGCGCCGAAGCAUCUGAGGGGCUGCGUUUGCCAGCUGAAGCCGUGCAUCACGUUCUGCUGUCCGCCGGAUUUGGUGUUCAAUGCGCAGAGCUGGAACUGCACCAAGCCGGCGCAGGCGCGACAGAUUAGCCACGUGGAGCUGAGCUACAGCAACCGGAGCGUGGCCCAGGUGAAGAUCCUCGAGCACUUUGUGGUGCGCACCGAGCUGGGCUGCCACAACAAGUUCGUGGACACCAAGCACGACACCUUCUGGCGGUGGGAUCUGCAGGCGAACGGCAGCCUGGUGCGCGACGGACGCCUCUGGAGCACCGACGAGUACUGCUUCACGCCGCUGGAGCACAACAAGGCCUGGGAGCUGACCCCGCUCAACUGCGAGCGCUUCCAGCGCGGCUAUCGCGUCUGGAUCUAUGCCAUAUGCAGCAUCAUUGCCAUACUCAUCAACAUAUUCAUACUCUCACUCCUGAGCUCCAUCAACGAGGCCCGGCGCAGUCAUUAUGGCCAGCUGAUCAUCUACUAUCUGCUCUCGGCCAUAGUUGGCUACUCGCUCCUGGUCUACCUGACCCUGAAGAAUCCCAUGAGUCUAUCCCACGAGGCCUGUCGCAACAUAGGUUUCUUAACCUACUUUUGCAUCAUGUUGUCCUUCGUCUAUUUGGCCAUGUUGAGUCUGGACUUUCUGCUGAAGUUCCGCCUGAAACCCGUCAAGACCUGGCUGCGCACCCUGUGCUUCUUUAUAGCCCUCGUCUGUGUCAUCGCGCUGCGUUUUCUGGUCUCCUUCGCGCAGGACUCCGAUCUGCCCAAGCACCUGAAGCCCGGCAUUGGCGAGGACUACUGCUGGUUCGAUGUGCGUCUGUGGGGCAUCCUGAUCUACUAUUAUGUGCCGAUUGUCCUGCUGCUGAUCUUCAGCAUCGGCUGCUGCCUGAAGGCUUACUUUGCCAUCUUUGAGCUGCCGGCGGAUACGCAAUAUGUCCUCGGCACUGAGCUGCGGAUCAUGAAAACUCACUUCUACGCCUUCUCCGCGUACUUGGUGGGCGUGUUCUCCGUUUGGGUGCGCGAAAUGAUCGUCUAUAUACUGGCCCGGGUGCGGGAGCACUUCUUCAUCAUCGAUUUCUGGAGCGGCAUUUGCAUCCUGGUGCUGGCCGUGGCCGGGUUCUUUCUGCUGCUGGGCAAGAAUAUGCACGUGAAGACCUGGUGGUCCAUCAAUGUCGAAUCGAGUCAGACGGAUCUGAGCAUCAUAAACGCACGUGUUUACAAAUUCGACGAGAAGGGUGAUCUUAAGAAUCCAGAUUCACCUUAUAGACCGACGGUGACAUCACUUUAACUGCCGCCACUUUCUCAUAUCUGGACGCUGGUGUAUUCACGGCUUGUAUUCAUGAUUCAUGAUUCAUGAUUCAUGAUUCAUCAGGGUAUUUGCUCAGCUUGGUUAUGAGUCAUUUUCAAUGAUAGCAAAUAAUAUACGCAUUAAGCAUUAUUAAGACUUGUUAUACUUACUUACAAUUAACGAUUAAACAUCGGUUUUUAUUCUCGAAA